AUGACGGUUUUAAAUACUUGCAAAAUCGCUGUAUUUAACGAAUAUAUAUUACUAAUAUUAUAUACACGGUGGCUAGUGUACACGAUAAAUGAACAAAUUCCCGAAAGAAGAUCAUGCCUAAGUUCAUUCAGAGAUAUGUACUUGGAAAUUGUAGAAUGCUUAAACGAUGUCAAUAAAUCAAUACAUGGUUUGACGGCCAUAGUUGUUUUUAUUGCAGCAAAUGUCGCAGAAAUAAUCGAUUUGAUAUACUGCCAAGUAUUAUUUCCUAGAGAAUAUGAAACUUUAUUGGUAUAUCCUCUCGCAUCAUCAUUAACCUGUGCCACUAAGGUUCUAAUAUUAUACAUGAUUGGUCACUCCACGGAAAAAGAGAUAAAUCGGAUGAGCCUUAUCAAGUUCUUUUUACUACGAAGAUUGCACGAACACUUCCAUUUUCAGUUGUAUGGAAUGUGUCAUAUCAAUCUAAGGCAACUACUUAUCCUAACAAACAGUGCAAUUGGUUAUUUAUCAAUUCAAAUUCUGUUCAAAUUAAAUAAAUAA
This is a messenger RNA of Macrosiphum euphorbiae (potato aphid), 537 nucleotides long. The record is from the annotation of a GenBank genome assembly. NCBI's taxonomy places the organism in Eukaryota, Metazoa, Arthropoda, Insecta, Hemiptera, Aphididae.